CAAAACACCAGAGGAAGAAGAAGACAGACAUCAACAGAGUGAAACUAUGGCGAAUGACAAGAACCCUCUUGGCCAACUCAAGGACCUGGUUGAGUUGAAAGACCAGCUGGAGGACAUUCAGAGACGGGUUGAAGAUGAGAUUCAGGCUGGAGUACCUCCAGGAGGCAGUCUGCUGGCUUCUCCUUUCUUGAAGGGUUUUCUAGCCGGGUACGUCGUGGCGAGGCUACGCUCUUCGGCUCUGAUGGGUGUUGUCGUAGGAACGUGUACGGGAAUAUAUGCGGCACAAAACUAUGCUGUCCCCAACAUUGAAAACACCGUCAAAGACUACAUACGCAACCUGAAAGGAGGAAGCAAGUAAGAGAAAAAAAGGAGGAAAAUUCAGAAGUUAAGAGAGGAGCAAGGCGGAAGACGUACAUCUACAAAACAAGGGUGCAAGUACAGCUGCAUACAGGAACAGAUAUGUAUUUCAAAAGCUAAGAAAUUUUCAGAGGUUUAUAAUUUCAUCAAAGUAGGGAAACUCUUAAAUAGCAAGCUAAGGUAUACUUACAGUGAUUUACCUCUUUUCAUCUCCAGGUUUUGAUCAAACCCCUUAAAACUCAUAUUUGCAUAUCAGAGUACAUAUUUAGAAGUUUUGUUUAAAUGAAAAUAAUCCCUUCAUGCCUUAGAAAAGCAUAAAUGUGCAGAUCUAUGAAGUCCCUUCCUCCUGUCUGUCCCUACAAUCCCUACCAUUUGCUGCAACUUGAGCACUCCAGCUCACCUACAGCUCUAAUCAAAUACUGUAAAACUAUUCUAUGCUGCACAAUAGCAAAUUCCAUUGGAGUAAUUCAACCUUACAUGUUAGAACUGGACACCAAACAAAGAAAAAUGAUACAAAAAGCCCAACCCAGUUAAUGGGAUUGGCUUUUUAGGUUUGUUAUUAAGGCUGUCAUCACUACACUGCAGUCACAGGGUGGAAAUUCUCAGCUGCAGUGUGGACAGGUUAUUUUGCUCAAAAUAUGUCUCAAUGCAUACAAAAGAACACCAUAUGUUAAUGUUAACAGGGUGAAAAAAGGGUGAUUUUCAGUGAAGGGGGUCUUUAAUUCAGUUCGGCUGUGUAUGUAUGCAGAAAGGUCCACUAAAAUGCACUUUCUAACAUGUAUGUGGAAAGAUUUGCAAUUUAGUCAACCACAGAAAAAAAACACUUUCUUUUUUAUGUGGUUAAUGAUUAAAAUUUACUACCAAGAUUAUAAAUAAUAGCUGCUGUAACUGAUUUCUGCACCCAACCUUGUCCAGCCUGAAAUUACAAUAUAUGCUUUCCAAAACUGUAUUUAUGAGACCAGUCAAUAUAUGUGUGACAGCUGUGGUGGCAUUUUUACUUCCUCACUAAAGAGAAACACAUCACGUCAUUUUUGUGACAUUCAGAAAGACAAACUUGUUCAGUUACAACAAUAAUGUAAGUCUCAGAAAUGUGUUUUGUCGUCCUCUUUCUAUCUUCUGCCCUCUAGUGUUCAAAAAUCAAUUAUAGCAGUCUUGACUAAUUUGCCCUUUUUUGCUCAGGGGGUAAAAAUUACCUCACCUCACAUCUCACGGUGCGUCUUUGUGUAAAACUUGUCAAAACCCGUCCUGGUUCUUGUUAGUUUUCACAUUGUUUGCAGGUGUUACAACAAAGUCUGUGGUGUGAAGUGAUGUGUUUCUGCAGGUGUAGAAACCCUCCUCUUCCCUUCAGACUACACCCCUGAUCUCUGUAGACUUUUCAGAUACUUCCCGUCAUUUUUAUAGUUGUGUAUGCGUAUAAAUGACUCCAAGAAUUACACACUCCAUGCAAAAAUACAGUAUACCCAUAAUUGUAUUUUUUUAAAAAAAUAUAUAUUCCACCUUAUACUGAUGAACAGAGUAAUUAAGGCUCCAGUCUGUAAGAGCUUGGGAACAUCAAAAGCAAAUAACACGUAUGCCAAAGCAAAAAUCUGUUUAAAGAUGUAGUUUUGGGAGUUUUAACAAAACAGGGAAAUGUGUGUUAAAGGUGUUUAAUGUAAAAUGUAUAUUAAGAGUGCCUACUCUGGUGUGGACUUGAUAUUAUCAUCUCAUGCCAUGUGUGCAAUAGCCUUUUUCUGAUGAGAUCUGGCUGCCUAUUUCAUAUGCUGGAAACUAGCUGAUCUUUUGCACUUGUGUGAUUUUUAAGGAGUUGAAGCUGUUACUUUCAAUCUCAUUUGACAUGACUUAUCCAAACUUGUCAAAGAAAGCGAGAAAUGUUUGAUUUAUUGUAUCAUGUGAUGAGCUGUACGUACUUUGGGUAUUUUUUUUGACAUAAAUUGGAUGAUUAAUAUGUCCAUAAACAAUGCUGCUGCUGCAGGACUCAUCAGAAACGUAAUGCAAAGAAAAAUACAAAAAUAAUAGUAGCAUACCUGAUAAUCAAUCAAACAUGAUUUAGAGAUAGUAUUUUCAUUUUGCAGGGUAGAUAUUUCAUUACAUGCACAUAUUUUGACCACUUGUGAUUAACGAAAGCUCUACUUUUCACAAGUCUUUUGUUUAAAUCUGCAAUUUUUCAGAAAUACAUUUGUAAACACUACAAUAUAGAGUGACUUGAGAAUAAAAACUUGUUUCUUAUCAAAGAAAAAAAUAGUAAAAUUGCACUAAAAUGUUUUCUUUGCUCUGCUGUCACUGUGUUGUUGCCAUUGAACUUCAGACCCAGUUGGGCCUUUAAGAGAUAUUAAGACAUAUAAGCCAUAAAGGAGGAACAUACUGAUUUUUUUUGAGAUUGUGCUCAUAUUUUCAAAGUUUUUGUGUUGACUGGAAGGUGUGUCAGAAACAUAAGUAUGUUUCGUGACUGGAACCCAGAAACAACUUGUGCCUAUUGACAACCAUUGAUGCAUGCUCUCAAUCGAUUGAUUUCCUGUCGAUUAUCAUGUUUUGUUUUAAGUAAUAACCUUUCUGGAAUAUAGAUUAAGACGAGUCGGCUGACGGUGCUUUAUAUCAGUGGCUGGUUUCAUUUACAUGAGAUAUGAAAUUCCACUGUGAUACUAUCAGAAAAGAAAUCCACCAAAACUGUCUUUAUGUGGUUUAUUUGAGUUGUUGGAAUAAAUUGCACAAUGCUGAUCAUAAAUGUA
This is a messenger RNA of Amphiprion ocellaris (clown anemonefish), 3083 nucleotides long. RefSeq names its product SLC35A4 upstream open reading frame protein-like. Bases 47 to 358 code for a protein of 103 amino acids. The record is from RefSeq and is a predicted model, not a curated record. The transcript is spliced from 3 exons. NCBI's taxonomy places the organism in Eukaryota, Metazoa, Chordata, Actinopteri, Pomacentridae.